AUGGUGCAUCAAACUGAAGAAGGACAUUCAAAUGUUGAGAAAUAUAACAAAAUUCUUAAGCGCCUCGAUAAAUUUGGAAAAAUUGUUGGUUUGGACAUCCUGUUCAGGGAUGAAAAUACUCCGGCUAAUUUCCUCUUGAAAUUCGCAAUAACCGACACUACACUCUAUGUAGCCUUGAUCAUCUACUCCACUUACCUCUUUUACGGGGAUUUCCUCAAAUCCGCAUUUUGUUGGACAACUUUUGGCCUUGCUUUUGACUCCGUCAUGAAGUUCUACGUUUUCAUAUUCUACAGGAGAGAUUUGUACAAAGUAAUGCAGGAUAUGCGAGAAUUAUUCCAACGACAUGAACAUGAUGCCGAAGCCAGUGCUAAGCUAGGAAGGAUGCUCAUAUAUGCUUCUUUAGCAUCUUAUGCUACAUUCUUCUGCUUUGCCAAUACAUGCUUGACGCUCAAUAGUCUGGCGUUGAUGGAAACUAUGCGAACUGGAGUCAAGACGCUCGUUUUUGGUUUUUACCUCCCAUGGUGGGAUCAUAUGACAAAUUUUGGCUAUGCUAUCAAUAUGCUCUAUCAAAAUCUUCAAAUGGUCCUUGUUGUCUUUCAUUCGUCACAAGGAGAUGGCUUCUAUCUGUGUCACAUGAUCCUAGCCUGUGCUCGUCUAGCAGCGCUUGGGCAUCAAAUUGAUCUACUCGAUCGCUACCUUGUUGCACCUAAUCGUGAAACAUUAUCACCAAGGGAAGAUGAAGAGAAUAUCGAUCGUCAACUUAAAGAUAUUCUUGAUCAACAUCUGAUCCACAUUCAGUAUAUGCAUCGUAUGGAAAAACUCUACUCAACCUAUUCCUUCCUUCUCGUCACUUCUUGCAUGCUUGUAGUCGUCAUUAACAUUUUCGUUCUUAUUUCAACACUCUGGCUCGCAGGGAUCUUCUUGGGUAUUGCCUGCCUAUUCAAGAUAAUGGCUUUCUGUGUUCUCGGCUCCGUAGUGAGUGUUCAAGAUGAGAAAAUUGUAGAAAAAUUGUACAACAUGCGGUGGUAUUUGAUGCCAAAAGACAAGCAGAAAGCUGUGCUUAUGCUUUUGCGGAGUGCUCAGAAUCCCGUUGAACCGACAAUGAUGAAAUUCAAGCCUCUCAAUUUGAAUACUUUUCUCAAUUGCCUCAAUAUGAUCUAUUCCAUCAGUGCUAUGCUCUUUACUAUGACUGGAAAACACUCAGAAUCUAUGAAAACCUAA
Molecule: messenger RNA, 1221 nt
Organism: Lutzomyia longipalpis
Lineage: Eukaryota; Metazoa; Arthropoda; Insecta; Diptera; Psychodidae
Product: odorant receptor 67d-like
Exons: 2
Coding region: 1-1221 (406 amino acids)
Biological process (GO): detection of chemical stimulus involved in sensory perception of smell; sensory perception of smell
Cellular component (GO): plasma membrane
Molecular function (GO): odorant binding; olfactory receptor activity
Source: RefSeq, a predicted model, not a curated record